AUGAGCGGAACGAAAAUACCGUUUAUCUUGGGCCGCAAACGGUCCAGGGGUUCAGAAGAGUUGCAUAAAACAGAUCAAGCGAGUCUGAGAGUUUUAGGCGACGUGACAAACACUCAAAGUGCUAUUGGUGACCAGAGAACGACCAAAAUGUCGAAAACAGCAGAUAUGAAUGUCAGGCUUAUGAACCGGUACUAUUACGGGGACCCCAGUGUCAUUGAAGAGGUCAAAAAGCGCGAACGUAAGGCUAUCAAAGAUAUUCAGCAUUUUCGGAGGUCAAUCGCUGCGAUUGAAUCGGAAACUAAGCUAAUUAUACAGCAAGAGUUACCAGCCAUCGCAUACGCGAUCUCGAAAAGAACCGUCCUGCAGCAAGAAUUGCGCAAGGAGCUGUUGCAACUGACCACAAAGCUUGAUGUCAAGACUGGGGAGUGCGAAUUGAUGCGUAAAGAAGCGGAAAUGGGCACUGAAAACUUGCGUCUACAAUUAUCCGUUAAGCUGCAGGAAGAACAGAAUAUAGUCAACAAAAAAUUACACGCGGAAAAGCUAUCGUGGGAAACUAAAGUGCGCGCCUGUGAAAAUGCGAAACCCGACCCAGAGAUCUUGAGCGAAAUUGAGCAAUUGAAUCGAGAAAAAGAUGUGCAAGACAGAACUCUGGAUGAGUUGAAGUGCCAUAAUGAAAAGCGUUGUACAGAGUUUACCCGACAACUUUCGCAAGAGUUCGAAAAAUUCAUCCAGCAGAAAGAAGAGCCCUUGCAAGAGAUUCACCAGACCCACGCAUCGUUGUCAAACCGGGCAUUCCAGCUUCGAUCGAAAAUGGAAGAUAUGGACAAGGCGAUCAAAGAGCGCAAUCUAGAGGAGAAGCAGAUCUGUGACCACAUCAAUAGCAUAAGAGAGAAAUUGCAAGAACAGGAGGCCCGAAAUCGACAAUUACGACAGAAGCUGACCGAGUCUCAAAAAGAACACGAUUUAGUAUCUUCAGCGACCGAUGAAGUCCAGAAGAGAGCGCAAUUGUCGGAAGCCCAUUAUAACAUUCAGUUUGAUAAAAUGGAAAGUGAACAGACGAGGAGGAGAAAGCUGGAAUAUCUCAUUGACAACAUGCGAGAUAAAAUCAGGUGUUUCGCAUAUGUCGAUAAGGACCUUCUCAAAAACUACAACAUCGACUACUCCACCAAAGAAAUAUCGAAUGAACAAGACCAAGCAUAUCGUUUUAGUCGUAUUAUCCCGAGGGGCCUAGUUUCGGAGGAGGACUUGCUUCGAUCUGAGUGCCAAGUGUUCAUAGAGAACUGCCUUGCCAAAAAAUCCCAUUGUAGUUUCAUAUCCCUCCCCAAUACUUCGAAAGACAAAUUUAGGGACAGCUUUGUGAAAUUUAUGUGCGAACAAAAAUGCAUCUCAAUACAAGUGCAAUAUGUUGCUCUUUCAGAAAAGGCUCCUUCUACCGAUAUGUUUUCUACACAUGUGAACUGCUUACCAGAUAAUGCGAUUGAGGUUCGAAUAGAAGAAGAAGCAGUCGAGAUGAACUCACGAGUUCUCAACUCUAGUCAAAUUUCUACCCAGGAAUUACCAUUAAACACCAUCGUAAGUGGUGAACUGUCUGAGGGUAUCGGUAUACUAAAGAUGAGAGUCUUACAAGAACAGGAAACUUUUACUGAUGUUUACUUUGUUGAAAUCAACGAUUUCGACACAGUCAAAACUCUCAAGACGGCGUCUGAACUCUCUGAAAAGGCUAACACGCCAAUCACUAUAAUUCUUCAAACAUUACUCCUACGCACCAAACCUAUAGUACUUUUCAACAUGUUUGAUCCAGAUAGCGAAAGGGCUAUAGAGGGCCUGCUUAGUUUCGCCGGCGUACUAAGCAAGCUCGAAACGAAAAGAAAAUCCAUUUCCCAUCGCAAGGCGUAA
This is a messenger RNA of Lachancea mirantina, 1896 nucleotides long. The record is from the annotation of a GenBank genome assembly. NCBI's taxonomy places the organism in Eukaryota, Fungi, Ascomycota, Saccharomycetes, Saccharomycetales, Saccharomycetaceae.